AUCCGUUUAUGUCUUUUUUCUAUCGGCUCGCGAGAAUCGCUUUUGGCAAGAAAUAUUUGUUUUACACGAACACAGGAAUAUCAUUUAUAUUAAGUGGAGUUGCGGACAUCAUAGAUCAAAGCUACGAAAAAUAUUCGGGUAAACGUAAGGAGUGGAGUGCUAGGCGUACGUUCAGCAUGUGUGUUGCUGGUCUCUGUAGCGGUGUUGUGUGUCAUCACUGGUACAUAUAUCUUGAUAAACGUUUUCAAGCUACAAAUUUGAAGACCGUGAUGAUGAAAAUUGUGCUAGAUGAGGUGAUUUGUUCACCAGUGUACUUAACUGUUUUUUUCACAACGUUAGGUUACAUGGAGGGCCAUUCUAUUGAGGAGUCUUUACAACAAUUGAGAAAGAAAAUGUGGAAAAUAUAUCGUUUUGAGUGGAUGCUUUGGCCGCCCGCGCAAUUUAUAAAUUUUUAUUUUCUUCCCACUCAAGUACGUGUUCUGUACGUUUAUAUGAUCAGUAUAAUACAUAUAACAUAUACGGCACAUGUUACACACGAGAGUAAUUAAACAGACUAUUCUAUAAUACCAAAA
Molecule: messenger RNA, 572 nt
Organism: Bactrocera oleae (olive fruit fly)
Lineage: Eukaryota; Metazoa; Arthropoda; Insecta; Diptera; Tephritidae
Source: RefSeq, a predicted model, not a curated record